Messenger RNA from Styela clava, 1282 nucleotides. Its product is annotated as YY1-associated factor 2-like. NCBI's taxonomy places the organism in Eukaryota, Metazoa, Chordata, Ascidiacea, Stolidobranchia, Styelidae. Gene Ontology annotation, molecular function: transcription coregulator activity; DNA binding. Gene Ontology annotation, biological process: positive regulation of DNA-templated transcription. Gene Ontology annotation, cellular component: nucleus. The record is from RefSeq and is a predicted model, not a curated record.
AGGGCGGCUUGAAUGGAACAACAAUAAAUAACACAGCAAAAUCUCUAUCUUCGCGAGUGCGUAAUGCGUGUGUAGCCGUUUCGCGGUGGCUUCUCUUCUUACUUGGUUUAUAAUAAUUCGAGCCGCGCGAAAUCAAUGGUCGACAGAAAAGCAAGUUCACAAACAAGAAAAAGGCUGGCGAAGGCAUUGCAAGAUGAUUUUUGGGAUUGUAGCGUCUGUACCUACAAAAACUCUCCCGAAGCAUUUAAAUGCUCAGUAUGUGAUGUUAGGAAAGGAACAUCAACAAGAAAACCAAGAUUGAAUCAGCAAAUAGUUGCUCAGCAGGAGGCAACAAGAUUAGUUACUAUAACCCAAGUGCCUCAAGCUACUCUUGUCCAUCCUGCUAAAAAAUUGAAAGAAGAGUCUGACAAGUCUCCAGAGCCAUCAGAAUAUAAGAAACGAAAGAGAAAGAAAAAAGCAAGAUGCCAUAUAAAAGGAAUAGACAGAAGCUCUGCGGAUACUUAUACCAUCACAGUAAGAGACAGUAGCAUCACUUUUACAGAAUUCAAACCGAAAAAAUAAACACAGUAUAGAAUGAAAACAUGAGUGAAUUGACACUUGGUUCCAUUCUCUGAUUUUAGAUAUCAUUUUAUUUCGUUUUGACAAAAAUUAAAUACUUCUGGUGUCUAAGUGUUAAAACCUAUGGCAUAUGAUUAGGAGCCUGGCAUGGAAAUAAAUUGCUCCAAAAAUAUUGUUUCAGUAUAACUUUCCUGAUCAUCGCUAUUGGGUGCCACAUUUUAGCAUAUUUUUGCUCUUGGACCGAAUGCUUUCUACAAUCUUUUUGCAUGUUGAGAUAUUUCAUAUUUAUAUCUCGUUGCUGUUGUGAUCAUUGCUUAAUGUCAAUGGUGAAUGGAAUGGUUUGUAUAUUCAUAGACCGAACAAGCAUUAGUGCAACGAACACUUCAUUCCAUAUGUAAACAAGCCUCCAAUUAAAUUUGAUUAUUAGAAUGUCAGUGGUGUCAUUAGUCUACUGACUGCGUUUUUUUCUUUAAUUUUACUUUAAACUCUGUAGGUGGUAUUGUCUGUCUGCUUGUUUAUUAAAUAUCAAGCCUAAGGGAUUAGCCAUAUGACAUUUUAUUUUGAAGGCAAUUCAACAUUUUGUAUAUAUUUGUGUUACUUCCAAGAGGGCUUAAAUAUUUGCUAAGGACAGACAGCAUGAGCCUGACUUCUGUUUGGAUUUUUAACUAUCUGUUAUAUCAUGUUACUAAUUUUCUUAAUAAAACAGUAGCUUUUCAUAUGCAAA